This is a messenger RNA of Linderina pennispora, 1461 nucleotides long. RefSeq names its product ABC1-domain-containing protein. Gene Ontology annotation, biological process: mitochondrion organization; lipid homeostasis. Lineage: Eukaryota; Fungi; Kickxellomycota; Kickxellomycetes; Kickxellales; Kickxellaceae. The transcript has a single exon. Bases 1 to 1461 code for a protein of 486 amino acids. Gene Ontology annotation, cellular component: mitochondrial inner membrane. The record is from RefSeq and is a predicted model, not a curated record.
AUGCAGCAGAUCCUUGACCAGCGGUCGCUGGUGCACCAGCGGAGCGCCGAGCGCGUCAAACUCGCGCUGAUGAAGAAUGGCGGCGUGUAUAUUAAGCUGGGGCAGCACAUUAGCGCCAUGCAGUACGUGCUGCCGCUCGAGUGGUGCUCCACAAUGCAGGCCUUGCAGGACCAGAACACAGCCAGCUCCCUCGACGACGUCAAUAGUGUGAUCCACAGCGAGUUCGGCCAAGCCAUCGACGACAUGUUCAGCGAGUUUGAUCCGACACCCAUCGGCGUGGCCUCGCUAGCGCAGGUGCAUAGAGCCGUGCUGAGAUCGACUGGCCAGCCCGUGGCCGUCAAAGUACAGCACCCGACGGUGCGCAAGUACAGCGACAUUGACAUUGCAACCGUCUCGGUGAUGUUCGAGUUCAUCCACAGCAUGUUCGCCGACUUCAAAUUCAUGUGGCUCAGCGCCGAGAUGAAGGAGAGUCUGCCCAAGGAGCUGGAUUUCCGCAGCGACAAAAACAACGCCGAGCAGGUCCUCUGGAAUUUCUCAAAACGGCCCGACAUUCCGCUGGCCGUACCGCGGAUGAUCCAGGCGUCGGAGCGCGUCUUGAUCAUGGAGUACGUUGACGGCAAGCGGUGCGACAGCCUGGAGUAUCUGAGGCAGCACAACAUUGAUCCAGCUGAAGUCUCCAAACAGAUUGGCAGAGUCUUUGCUGAGAUGACGUUUGUCGACGGAUUCCUGCACUGCGACCCACACCCAGGCAACAUGUUUGUCAGGCCUCGCAACAGAUCCGAGACCGCCCACGGCCACAAUUUCGAUCUGGUUCUGCUGGACCACGGGCUGUACCGCCAGUUGCCCCCACGGUUCCGCUACGAGUACGCCGAAAUGUGGCACGCCAUGAUGCGCGGCGACCAGGAGCAGAUCCGGUACUGGUCGAAGCGGCUAUCGGGCACUGACCUCUACAAGCUGUUCUCCACCAUCCUGACUGGCCAAAACUGGGACACCAUUGAAAACAAGGCGCUGGCGUCUACGACCGAGCAGGCGUCGUUCAGCAUGGACACGAUGCUGCAGCAGCAUCCGAACCUGAUCGCUCAGAUUACUGAAGUGCUGGCAUCGGUGCCGCCUGUCCUGCUCUUGGUGCUCAAAACCAACGACCUGCUGCGCAUGGUCGACCAAAAGCUGUUUGCCGACCAGCCGCCAGCUGUGCAGCAGCAUGCUCAGCUGAAGACGUGGACCCGUCUCAGUCACUACUGCUUAAUGUCAAUCCGCGACACCCGUGCAGUGGAGAUCCGCCAGUCCGGCUCACGCUUCAGCGUCCGACGUCUAACAGGCAUACUGGCCAACUGGAUUGGGUUCUGGGCCCAGGACACGGCGCUGUGGGCAUUCGAUCUGUUCCUGUCGUUCGAGGAUAUGCUUAUCCGGUUCAAGUCCCUGCUGAAAGCCCCGUUUCUAAGAUUUUCGGGCGCGCCAUAA